UGUUGUUCAAUAUUUCGCACUACUCAAAAGUUAACAAGUACAAUAAAUAGAUGUGAGUAAUUAAUUUCAAUUUGAGUGCGUGAAGUAAAACGACUAUACUUGUAAGUGUGCGAAAACAUCGGUAAAAUAAAUUUUCUCCUAUCUAUAAAAGUUGGAAUUUUAUAUAUCAAAUAUAAAAGCUGUGGAAAACCGGUUUAAUGUCUGCUUAGCGCAUUGUUUGUUUUUUUUUACUGCUGGAAAAAAUCUGCGAUGAUGCUGUAAUAUAUAAAAAUAACGCGAAAUUACUAAUAAGUCAAUAAAAGAUUGGUGAAAAGUGUUAAUGUAUGCAAAGAGAAAGCAAUUUUUUAAAAGUAAACGAAAUAUUAAAAUAUCAAAAAAGAUAUUUUUAUGAAAACAUUCAAACCAGUGCUAAGUGAAUACAUUAUCAUCAUAUUAGAGAAGCAUUUCUUGUGUAAUGAAGUAAAGUUGCAUGUUAUGCCAGUGUGUGAGUGCUGCCGACAGCCCAUUGAAUCAUCAACGCUUUUCUAAAGCCAAAUAAAAGCUGGAACUAUGCUGCAAAUAAUUUAAUCAUCUGGAGCAAUUGCGACUUUAUCACCGCACUGCUAAGUUAAUAUAUAAAUAUACAUACGCAUAUAUACUCGUGUAUGUAUAUGUACGCCUAUAUAAUAUUUAUAUAGCAUCAGCGUCAGUCUACUUUUCGUUCUUCGCUAUUAAAACAUUGGCGCAUCCGCCAAACGCUCAACGCAAAAUGUCCGCAAUAACAGUAACUUAUUGCAAAUUAUUUGCGCAACUCUUCAUACUCUUGAGCAUAAUCAACAUUGUCUAUUCGAAUGAUAUGCUAGUCAGUCUAUCUGAGGGCUUGGAUGGACCCAAUGUCUGCAAGAAGCGUGAGAAUUAUCCCGUCGAAGUGACCACCACCGAAUUGCAGUCAUAUCAGGAGCGUCAAACGGUUUGGUGUCUCAAUGUGCCGCCGCGUUGCUCCUCAUAUCAAAUCAAACAUCGUACGGUGAAUAAAACGCGUACGCUUAUGAAAACGCGCAUUGUGCGCGCUUGCUGUGAUGGUUACACUGAAAACCCGAAUGGCGAUGGCUGUAUUCCGAAGUGUACACAUGACUGCGAACAUGGCAAAUGUAUUGCACCGGAGAAGUGCAAAUGCGAGCAAGGCUGGGGUGGCGAUACCUGCGAUUUAAAUUGUCCGGCGGGUUACUGGGGACGUGAUUGCGGCAAGCAAUGCGACUGCUUGAAUAAUGCCACCUGCGACCCGGCCACCGGCGAAUGCGAGUGCGCCAAAGGAUAUCGGGGUGAGAAGUGUGGCGACACAUGUCCGCCAGAUCAUUACGGUGCCAAGUGUAUGGAGGAGUGUCGCUGUGAGAAUGGCGGCAGCUGUCAUCACAUCUCGGGCGAAUGCAGUUGUGCGCCCGGUUAUACGGGGCCAUUAUGUGAGAGUUUAUGUCCGGACGGCAAACACGGCGUGCAGUGCAAACAAGAUUGUCGCUGUCAGAACGACGGCACAUGCGAUCCGCGCAGUGGCGCUUGCCUGUGUCCGCCCGGUUGGACGGGUGACGUCUGCGCCAAUAAAUGUCCGAUUGGUUUCUACGGCGCACAGUGCAAGGAGCAAUGCGAAUGCUUCAAAGGUGGACCGUGUCAUCACAUCAGCGGCCAAUGUGAAUGUCCGCCCGGCUAUUUGGGUGAGCUCUGCUACGACGAGUGUCCGCUCAACACUUACGGCUUGAACUGUACGGAGAAGUGCAAGUGUCAGAAUGAUGGUACCUGCGACAAGGCGACCGGCGCUUGUCAAUGUGCGCCCGGCUGGAAAGGUGACGAUUGCAGCGAACGCAUUUGCACAUUCGACAAGUACGGUGACGAUUGUAAUAAGACGUGUGAUUGUGAUGCGCUCAACACGCAAUACUGCCAUCCGGUGUCGGGCAAGUGUUACUGCCAGAAUGGCUGGAGCGGCGCGCAGUGUAAUCGACCAUGUCCGUUCCUGAAGUAUGGACCGAGCUGUGAAUUGAGUUGUGAGUGUGCGAAUUCGGCGCGUUGUUCGCCCGUCAAUGGCACGUGCAUAUGUGCGCCGGGCUAUCAGGGUGAGCGUUGCGAGGAGCGCUGUCCGGAGGGACGUUACGGGCAGGAUUGCGCGCAGAAAUGCGAUUGUCAGAAUGGCGCGUUGUGCUCACAUGAGACGGGUCAAUGCAGCUGCACCGCCGGUUGGCGGAAUAUCAAAUGCGAUCGUCCAUGCGAUCUGAAUUCUUAUGGUGAAAAUUGUAAAUUCAAAUGUAAUUGCUACAAUAAUGCCGGCUGUAAUCCACAAAAUGGCUUGUGCACUUGCGCGCCCGGUUGGAUGGGUGAGAAGUGCGAUCAGAAGUGUGAGCCGUUCACCUUUGGUCUCGGCUGCGAGUUGCAAUGCGAAUGUGAUGCGAACAAUACGAUCGCCUGUGAUUCGGCGAGCGGGAAGUGUGUCUGCAAGCAGGGUUGGGGAGGUGUACAUUGCGAAACCAAUUGUCCCGUUGGCUAUUAUGGUGAAAAUUGUGAUCAAGUUUGCAGAUGCCUGAACAACUCUUCCUGCGAUCCCGACAGCGGACGUUGCAUAUGUGCGGCUGGCUGGACUGGCGUCGACUGUUCGGAGCCGUGUCCGCAUGGCUUCUUCGGCGUUGGCUGCAAGGAACGUUGCCCCGAUACGGCGCAAAAUAAUACCAGCUGCGAUCAUAUUACCGGUGAGAUUGUCUGCCGCCCCGGCUAUAUUGGUUUGACCUGUAAGCAUCCCUGUCCGGACGGUUACUAUGGUCCUGGCUGCAAGAAUAAAUGUCAUUGUGAACAUGGCGGCGAGUGUAAUCAUGUAUCCGGUCAAUGCUUGUGCUUGCCGGGUUGGACUGGCGCCAAUUGUAACAUCUCCUGUCCGGAUGAAUACUAUGGUCCCAAUUGUGCCCAGCAUUGUCGUUGUCAAAAUGGUGGCACUUGUCGCAAGAAUGACGGUUUCUGUGUUUGUCCCGCUGGCUGGAUGGGUACACGUUGUGAAGAAGUCUGUCCCGAAGGCUUCUACGGCAAACACUGCAUCACCCAAUGCGAAUGUCCAUCACAGAACUUCGUCUGUCACAUUGCUGUCGGCUGCGUUUGUCGCAAGGGUUAUACCGGCGACAAUUGUGAUCGCCUAUUGGCGGAAGAACGCAUACAAGAGGCGCAGGCGGGAUCCAAUCGUUCAGCCGUCGUCUGGGGUUCAUUCAUUUUCCUCAUCUUGUGCGGCAUUAUUAUGGCACUCGUCUUCUACUAUCGUCGCCGUGUCUCGAAUUUGAAAACCGAAAUCCAACAUGUGCAGUAUAUAAGCGAUCCCAGUCAGAAUUGGGCGGAUCGGCACAAUUUCGAUAAUCCCGUUUACGGGUUUCCAGAGCAGCAGCAACAACAACGUUUACUGAACAAUAUGCGUCCAAAGAUCAAUAAUUUGGGGCGCAGCGAUCUUUACAAUUAUAACUCGAAUUCCAGCACCGGCUCAGCUGCUUCGUAUUCUGGCAACUUUUCGCAUGAUAUGUCCGCCAAGAAUCUAACUGCUGAUCUCACCAAUCCGAAUAUCUAUAAUUCGUAUGAAGAUCCGCUGAAAGUGGAGCAUGUCUACGAUGAAAUCAAACAAAAAGAGGGUUACAAUAAUCCCGUCAAAGUCUAUUGCAAGCAACUAUUUCCUGAGGGUAAGAAAACGAAUUCAAGCCAACAAUAUGUGAUCUGGUAUGAAUACGAUCAUUUGGAUUACUCGCGGCCGAGUACGUCGCAGAAGCCGCACUAUCAUCGCAUGAACGACACGACGCUCAAUAUAAACAGUGACGAAGAAAAGCCGAGCAACUUGAAGGCAAUGAAUCAACUGUUAGAAAAGCCAAACGCUCCAAAUGGCAAUGCGCUGACAGCGUUCGAGGAAGCGGCCGAAGAAGAAGCAGCCUCAACGUCUCUGGCUGCGCUUACCAAGCAGUAUAUGGCAAGUGCGGAGGAUACGACAAGUGAUAGCAUUUGCGACAAUGCAUCGACUGCCUCACCCAGUUCCAAUACAAGUCAAGCUAUAUAAAUUAUAUAAAUACGCGUAACGGUAGAAACUGUUUGUGCACACAUGCAUACAUACAAAAUAUUUUUUAAAUGCUGUGUAUGAAUGCGUGCAAUUAUAUUUGCUAAGAAGUUUGCUAGAAAUACAAGUAUGUAUGUAAUUUAUGCAACGUGAACUCUAAAAAUUGUCAUAGCUCAGGACUGCGAAGGAAAUUUUAUUAUUAUUUUUUUUGUAGUUCUUGUACGUGCAUUCGUAAUAGCUGCAAGCAAGCAAGCAAUACAUAUU
This is a messenger RNA of Bactrocera tryoni, 4303 nucleotides long. It is a transcript of the gene drpr, whose product is annotated as protein draper. The transcript has 14 exons. Gene Ontology annotation, molecular function: scavenger receptor activity; protein binding. NCBI's taxonomy places the organism in Eukaryota, Metazoa, Arthropoda, Insecta, Diptera, Tephritidae. The record is from RefSeq and is a predicted model, not a curated record. Bases 749 to 4042 code for a protein of 1097 amino acids.